AUGUCUGACGCUCAGAAUGAUAUUACUUGUGGAUCAAAACUGCCACUCAUUACAGUGGUGGCUAGAGUUGUGACUUUUGUUUCUGCUCUAGUAUCAGCUGUGGUCAUGAAGACUAACAACUCUACCACCGAUAAAUACUCGCUUCGCUAUAAAGAUGUACACUCUUAUCGGUAUGCUCUGUUUACUAUGGUGGUGGGAUUCGCCUAUAGUUUAUUGCUCACUCCCUUUGCAAUAUACUAUCUGAGAAAAGGGAAACUCCUAAUAAACCAAUACGUCUUUCUCCAGUUUCAGCUCUUUGGUGACCAGGUUAAUUCAAUUAUAUUAGCAACCGGGGUUGGCGCAACAUUUGGAGCUACUUCGGAUAUUAGUAGGGCUUUUUCUGGAGAAAAGUUUGGCGAUUUCUUCAGCAUGGCCUAUUUGUCUGCUGGUUUCCUUCUCAUUGCAACAUUAACCUCUGGAGUUUCUUCUGUCACUUCUUCAUUGACCCUUUCUAAGAGAGGAUAA
Messenger RNA from Ilex paraguariensis (yerba mate), 504 nucleotides. NCBI's taxonomy places the organism in Eukaryota, Viridiplantae, Streptophyta, Magnoliopsida, Aquifoliales, Aquifoliaceae. The record is from the annotation of a GenBank genome assembly.